Messenger RNA from Spizellomyces punctatus DAOM BR117, 1380 nucleotides. RefSeq lists its product as uncharacterized. Lineage: Eukaryota; Fungi; Chytridiomycota; Chytridiomycetes; Spizellomycetales; Spizellomycetaceae. The transcript is spliced from 3 exons. The coding region runs from base 1 to 1380 and encodes 459 amino acids. The record is from RefSeq and is a predicted model, not a curated record.
AUGAUCAGCAUCAUAUCCGAGGCCACCAUUCGGCCAUCCGUUGAAAUAAAGCCUCCGGGCUUGUCAGUCAAUUUAACUCCUCUGGACUUGGUCGUUCCAAAAGUCUACGCAGCUCUCUUACUUUUAUUUGAUGACCCGAGUGGACGCUUCUCAGACCACGGCGCUAUUUCGUCCUCUUUGGAACGCGCUCUAAGCGAAUAUCCUGCUCUGGCCGCUGAGCUUGUUGAAGAAAAAGAUGCUGUACCUCGUCUCAUUUUCAACAACAAAGGAGCAACGCUCGUAUAUGCACAGGGUUCUGAAGAGGAUUUUCAGCCAAUGGUGGAAGGUCAGUUUGCACCAGAAACCAUCCCUCCCAACCUGUUUCCUCGAGGACCGUUCCCUAAAUCUGGAGAGACAGUUUUGGCCGUUCAAAUAACAUUGUUCCCAGGAAGCAAAGUAGCUGUGGGAUUCCGCCGUCACCAUUAUGUUGCCGACUUACCGGCAUUCCUCGAUUUCAUAUAUCGGUGGAGUGAGCUGCACGGUAAAACGUCAGUGGAAGUCCAGGAAGAUUUGAUAUGCAUUCAGCAGAAGCACCUUGUCCGUGACCUUGCCAAUCUCGUUGAAAUCAUCCAGCCUGCACCCUCUUAUGUGAACCAUGAAUACCGGUUGAGUACUGGAGAAGAGGAUACGGGAAUGACUCGCAAGCCAGAGCCCAUUUACGGCAAGCAGUUUAUCCUUGAUAGCGAAGCUCUCGCAAAUCUAAAAGAGUACGCCCAUCUUGGUCUCAACGAUGGCUCUUGGGUGUCUACCAACGAUGCUGUUGCAGCACUUUUCUGGAGGGCGGUUAGCAGGGCCCGCGAGCUUGAGCAAAAUGGUAUAACCAAACUAGGUUUGGCGGUGAAUGGGCGGGAGAGGAUCAAGGCACUGGCCCCCGAGAGCAAAGGCUACUUUGGAAAUUUUAUAACUGGCCUAUGUGUAUCGCAUACUGUGGACAACCUUCUCACUCAGCCGCUGGGUACCACGGCGCUCAUGUUGCGCCAAGCGAUUCGGGCACAUUCUCCUGAGCGAAUUCGUUCCAGUGUCGAUUAUCUCCUUUCCUUGGACCCGGCAACCGAGCUUCCGCUUCUUCGUACCAGCCACACAGAGGUUUUUGGUGACGACGUCGCGGUUACUCAGUGGAGCAAGUAUCCAUUUUAUGAAGCAGAAAAGCUUCAUUUCGGUACUGGAAAUUGUCCCUUUCUUGUAUCUCCUGGUUCCACAGUCGGCGACGGAGUAAUUGUAAUUAUUCCCGCUGCCCCCGGACGUCAAGGCAUCGAAGUGAUGGUCGGACUAACAGCCCUCCCAAUGAAAAGACUUGUGAUGGAUGCGGAACUCGUAAAAUUCACCAAGAUACUUGGAUGA